Messenger RNA from Arabidopsis thaliana (thale cress), 2641 nucleotides. RefSeq names its product P-loop containing nucleoside triphosphate hydrolases superfamily protein. The transcript has 7 exons. NCBI's taxonomy places the organism in Eukaryota, Viridiplantae, Streptophyta, Magnoliopsida, Brassicales, Brassicaceae. Bases 241 to 2181 code for a protein of 646 amino acids. Gene Ontology annotation, molecular function: ATP hydrolysis activity; RNA helicase activity; ATP binding. The record is from RefSeq and is marked reviewed.
CGAAAUACAAAUAUCUCUUCAUCUUUUCUCUUUUGCUCAUUUCCCAGAAACCUUUGUUUCAUUUGCUUCGUGUGCGAUCGCGAGAACAAGGGAAAAUUAGGGUUUAUAUCCUCAAGCUUUUUCGAACACCAUUGAUCGUUGAUCUAAGAUUUUUCUUCUAGUCGAGUUUCUUAAGGGGCUUUGAUCAAACUCAAAAUUGAAGACCAAUACUUUGAAGGAUUCUGGUAAAGCUAAGCAACUAUGAGUUCAAAUUCAUGGGCUGAUGUUUCUGAAUCAGAGAGGGCACCAUCUGGUGGUGGUUGGGGUUAUUCUCGUCCGUCUCGAACCAACUAUGUUCCUCCACAUCUUAGGAGCCGUACACCAUCUUCGGAGUUUGUUGCUCCUUCACCUGGUAAUAAUGAUCGUGGGGGAUAUGGUGGUGCAAAUAGUGGUUAUGGUGGUCGAGGCCAAGGUUAUGGUGGUCGAGGUUCGGGCUAUGGUGGUAGAGGAGGUCCUGUGGGCGGUUGGAAUGCCAGAAGUGGAGGUUGGGACCGUCGGGAUACUGAAACUAACCCGUUUGGUAAUGAUGGAAAUGCAGACCCGGCUGUUAACGAGCAGGAAAACACUGUCAUUAACUUUGAGGCCUAUGAAGAUAUUCCCAUCGAGACAAGUGGGGAUAAUGUGCCACCUCCUGUUAAUACAUUUGCAGAGAUAGACCUCGGAGAAGCUCUCAAUCUAAAUAUCCAGAGGUGCAAAUACGUGAAGCCGACCCCUGUGCAGCGUAAUGCAAUUCCCAUAUUGGCUGCAGGAAGGGAUUUGAUGGCUUGUGCUCAGACAGGCUCUGGGAAGACAGCUGCCUUUUGUUUUCCGAUUAUUAGUGGGAUUAUGAAGGAUCAGCAUAUAGAGAGACCACGUGGAGUUCGGGGAGUCUAUCCUCUUGCUGUCAUUCUCUCACCAACAAGGGAAUUGGCUUGCCAGAUACAUGAUGAAGCCAGAAAGUUCUCCUAUCAAACUGGAGUGAAAGUUGUGGUUGCUUACGGAGGAACACCAGUCAACCAACAGAUUAGGGAGCUUGAAAGAGGAGUUGAUAUUCUUGUUGCAACUCCUGGGAGAUUAAAUGAUUUGCUUGAGAGAGGUAGAGUCUCAUUACAGAUGGUAAGAUUCUUGGCACUUGAUGAGGCGGACAGAAUGCUGGACAUGGGUUUUGAACCACAAAUCAGGAAGAUCGUUCAGCAGAUGGACAUGCCUCCUCCUGGUGUCCGGCAGACAAUGUUGUUCAGUGCUACAUUUCCUAGGGAGAUACAGAGACUUGCAUCUGAUUUUCUUUCAAAUUACAUAUUUCUGGCUGUUGGAAGAGUGGGUUCAAGUACGGAUUUAAUUGUCCAAAGAGUAGAGUUUGUUCAUGAUUCUGACAAAAGAAGCCAUCUAAUGGACCUUCUUCAUGCCCAGAGGGAGAAUGGUAACCAAGGAAAGCAAGCUUUGACUCUAGUUUUUGUGGAGACAAAGAAGGGAGCUGACUCUUUGGAGAAUUGGUUGUGCAUCAAUGGUUUCCCAGCAACGACCAUUCAUGGUGAUAGGUCACAACAGGAAAGAGAAGUGGCACUGAGAUCAUUCAAGACUGGGCGGACACCUAUUUUGGUUGCAACCGAUGUGGCAGCACGUGGUCUUGACAUUCCGCACGUGGCUCAUGUAGUGAACUUUGAUCUACCAAACGACAUUGAUGACUAUGUCCACCGUAUCGGACGAACAGGACGUGCAGGAAAUUCAGGACUAGCAACUGCUUUCUUCAAUGACAACAACACAACAAUGGCCAAGCCACUGGCUGAGCUAAUGCAAGAAGCUAACCAGGAGGUCCCUGACUGGCUGACUCGAUACGCAUCUCGUGCUUCAUUUGGAGGUGGUAAGAACCGGCGGUCUGGUGGACGGUUUGGUGGUCGUGACUUCAGGAGAGAAUCUUUUAGUCGAGGCGGUGGUGGUGCUGACUACUAUGGUGGAGGUGGUGGAUAUGGAGGCGUUCCUGGUGGUGGCUAUGGAGCAAUGCCUGGUGGGUACGGACCCGUACCAGGUGGUGGAUAUGGAAAUGUUCCGGGUGGUGGUUAUGCACCUUAUGGUAGAGGUGGUGGUGCUUACUAUGGUCCUGGAGGAUAUGGAACCGUUCCUAACCAAGGGUAUGGUCCUGGAGUGGCUAGUGCGUGGGACUAAGCUUUAACUUCAAUUCUUCAAGAACCGAUUAUGUUCUCUUUCUCUCUCACUUAUCUCUAUUGUUUAUUAUUAGGGAGCAGCCACAGAUGUGUAUGUUUGCUCUUUAAAUGGUUAUGUAGUAGACACGAAUCGUCUCUUUGUUCAAUGUGAAAAAAGAAAACCCCCUAGUAGACCCAUAUUAUUCUCAUGAGCUAUUUAGUCAUACAAAGCAGUUCAAACAUUAAAAUUGAUCCAAGGAAAAGAAAAGUCAAAGGGUUUUCACUAUAUUGAGGAUCAAAAUGAGAUAUAAAAGGAGGUUUAGACAGAGCCACACAGGGGUCAUAAUAAAGAAUGACCAACUUCAUAGAGUGGUUUGCCUUACUCAGAAUCCCUUUGAAUCUUUGUGUCAUCUCUAUCACAGAUUUGGUAAAGGUUUCGUCUAAACAGUUGAUGUCAUAGUCUGAUCAAAGAAGAAGAUCGG